AAAUAUUGUGUCGUAGCUUUAUGUGGUCAUCAGCUAGUGUCGCAUCAUGUACAUUGCAACAGUAUUGAUUUAACAUUUAAACGAAAACGAAAAUUCGGACAAUUGGUAUAAACAGAGAAUGACAAUAUGUUUAUAUGUUGUGGAUCGGAUCGGAAUCCCCGUCCCGAGGGGACCCGCUCAUUUGGCGGCAACGAGACUUGCUGAGUUAUAGUCCACUGACGUGUUCCUGAAGGAGUGAUAUUUCAAUCAAAACCGCAAACAUAUGUCAGAUAUAUUUUCAUGCAUAGUCUACCAUAUUGCAUCAUAUUUGAAAUUAUUUUCCUAAAAACAAAUUUCCGUGAAAAUUUAUGUCAUUAUACCUGUAACUUCCAACUCGUUAAGUAAAUGAUACAGUAGUGAUAAUAAUGUGCAAUUUAUAUACUACUGUUGCGAGUUUUCCUUACAUAUCAUUUAUUUUGACAGAUUUUUAACGAUCCUAUUCACGGUAAUAUAGAGUUAGAGCCCUUGUUAGUGAAGAUUGUAGAUACACCACAAUUUCAACGUCUACGAUUCAUUAAACAACUUGGUGGGGCCUAUUUCGUAUAUCCAGGCGCAUCACAUAACAGGUUCGAGCACUCGAUAGGUGUGUGCCACUUAGCGGGACGUCUAGUACGAGCUCUAAAAGGGCAGAUAUCAAAUUCAGAGAUCAAGAUUACAAAGGAAGACGAACUUUGUGUUAAAAUUGCAGCUUUGUGCCAUGAUCUUGGACAUGGACCAUUUUCUCAUGUAUUUGAUGAAAAAAUAAUUCCCAAAAUUUUGGAAAAUGAAAAAGUCAAAACCGAUAAAAUAUGGAAGCACGAACAAGGCUCAAUUGAUAUGUUUGAUCACAUGUUGGAAGAAAAUAAGGACUUGGAGGAGGAAUUCAAUAAAGAUUUAUCAGAAAAAGAUAAAACAUUUAUUAAGGAGAUGAUUGCUGGACCACAAAAGUUUGAAAAGGAUAAGAAUAACAUGGGUGUGACAGAUAAAACCUGGCCGUUUGAAGGCAGAACAAAACAAAAGGCAUUUCUUUACGAGAUUGUUUCAAACAAACGUAAUGGUGUUGAUGUUGACAAGUGGGACUAUUUUGCACGUGACUGUCAUAGUUUGGGUAUUGGUAACAAUUUCAACCUUAAUCGAUGCAUUGCGUUCUCAAGAGUUAUAGAAGUUAAUGGUGAACAACAAAUAUGUUAUAGAGACAAAGAGGUACAUAACCUGUACGACAUGUUCCAUACCAGACUUCUACUACACCAGAGGGCAUACCAGCAUAAAACAAGCAACAUAAUUGAAUACAUGCUUGUCGAAGCUUUAGUGCUGGCAAACAAGUCUUUAAAGUUUCAGGGCAAACACGGAUCAGUUUGUAUGUCUGAAACAAUAAAUGAUAUGAAGGCGUACACGCUUCUUUCCGAUGACGUCAUUCAUCGAAUCAUCGGAAGCAAUGACAAAAAGCUACAGGAAUCCAAAACAAUUCUGGAAAACAUUCUUAAACGAGAUUUGUACAGCUUUGUAGGUGAGAAAAGGUUUCCCGGAGGGACAUUUGUCGAAAAAACACAGAUUGUGCCAACAUAUAGUGCUAGUAAAGAUGAGAAUGCUGAUAAUACCAAAGAUGCUGAAAUAGGGAUAAGGUUAGGGAAAGUAGAUGCUGUUAAGAACGACUUUCAGGAGACAUUGAAAGGCAAGCCAGAGUUUCACGAGAUUAUUAAAAGUCUAGAUGAAUUCGUUGUUUUUGAUGUUGUGGACUUUAGUUAUGGUAAAAAGGAUAAAGAUCCAAUAGCUUAUGUCAACUUUUACUCCAAGAAUGAACCGAACAGUGCCCAACCUAUAGACAAAGACGACGUUUCCCUACUACUACCGACACAGUUUGAUGAGCAGGUCGUUCGUGUAUACUGCAAGAAAGAAAACGAGAAAUAUAAAGUUGAAAUGAUGUUCCGUGAAUGGGCCAGGGAAACUAAGAAAAGUGCAAAGAAAAGGAAACAUGAUAGCGCUUAGAUGUUUAUUAAAUUUUAGCGCUACUGCAUGUUAACCCAACCAAUGCUACU
Molecule: messenger RNA, 2054 nt
Organism: Ruditapes philippinarum (Manila clam)
Lineage: Eukaryota; Metazoa; Mollusca; Bivalvia; Venerida; Veneridae
Product: deoxynucleoside triphosphate triphosphohydrolase SAMHD1-like
Exons: 12
Coding region: 856-2004 (382 amino acids)
Biological process (GO): dGTP catabolic process
Cellular component (GO): nucleus
Molecular function (GO): dGTPase activity
Source: RefSeq, a predicted model, not a curated record